This is a messenger RNA of Penicillium paradoxum, 924 nucleotides long. RefSeq names its product putative NUDIX family hydrolase. Gene Ontology annotation, molecular function: ADP-ribose pyrophosphatase activity; ADP-glucose pyrophosphatase activity. The record is from RefSeq and is a predicted model, not a curated record. Gene Ontology annotation, biological process: nucleoside phosphate metabolic process; ribose phosphate metabolic process. Lineage: Eukaryota; Fungi; Ascomycota; Eurotiomycetes; Eurotiales; Aspergillaceae. Bases 1 to 924 code for a protein of 307 amino acids. The transcript has 2 exons.
AUGAAAUCCUUCCGCCUCACUGCGCGACACUUGAAACCAACACAGCCCAUCCCUACACGCCAGGCAAUCCACAACAUCGCAAAACCAACAGCUAAAAUGUCAUCAUUCACAAUCCCCAACUCAAAGUUCCACGUCAAUAGUAUCCCAGACCUAUCCCAAAACGAGUUACUCUCAUUCCCAGCCUUCAAAGUGUGGAUAAGCACCCUCCAGCAAUCGCUCACGCGACAAGAACACCCCUCGCACGAGUUCCACCAUGACCCAUACGUACUACGAAAAAUCGACAUCCAAGCCAUCGACCGAUUCGGCGGUGGAAGGCUAGGCUUCAUCAAACUCAAAGCCGAGGUAUCGAAUAGCCAAGGCGAGACAUUGCCCGGAAGCGUAUUCUUACGCGGAGGCAGUGUGGGAAUCUUGCUCAUUCUCCAACCGGAUGACAUAUCCACACCGACUGAAAAUGACAAGCGCGCUAUCCUGACUAUCCAGCCCCGCAUCCCGGCUGGGUCCUUGGGGUUCCCAGAGAUUCCGGCCGGGAUGCUCGAUGAUAGUGGGACGUUUGCUGGUGGCGCAGCGAAGGAGAUUGAAGAGGAAACUGGACUACGGGUUGCGCAAGAGGAUUUGAUUGAUAUGACUUCGCUGGCUUUGCAGGCUGCGCAGGAGCCUGGGUUCGGUGAGCGGCUUCAGAGUGCUGUUUAUCCGUCUCCGGGUGGGAGUGAUGAGUUUAUUCCAUUGCUUUUGUGUCAAAAGUCUAUGGCGCGGAAGGAGAUUGAGGAGUUGCAGGGGAAGUUGACGGGAUUGAGGGAGCAUGGGGAGAAGAUUACGCUUAAGGUUGUGCCGUUGGCGGAUUUAUGGAAGGAAGGACUGAGAGAUGGGAAGACUUUGGCUGCUUGGGCUUUGUAUCAGGGACUCAAGCAGGAAGGGUUGCUUUGA